This is a messenger RNA of Oncorhynchus mykiss (rainbow trout), 6119 nucleotides long. Its product is annotated as death effector domain-containing protein. Gene Ontology annotation, biological process: apoptotic process; extrinsic apoptotic signaling pathway via death domain receptors; regulation of apoptotic process. Gene Ontology annotation, cellular component: nucleolus. Gene Ontology annotation, molecular function: protein binding; DNA binding. NCBI's taxonomy places the organism in Eukaryota, Metazoa, Chordata, Actinopteri, Salmoniformes, Salmonidae. The record is from RefSeq and is a predicted model, not a curated record.
UUGUAACCCGGAUGUUAAUACUGCGUAGUGUACCGGAUGUUCUUUCAUUUUAGCUGAGAUACGAAAAUGGGCAUGCUAAUUGUUAGCCUCGUGAAAGAGUGUGAAAUUAUACACUUUAAUUGUGUUUUCUGAUCUUGAAGGAGCUAGUUAAGGGUUCAACCAAAAACGUUAAGUAAGUAUCUACGGUAUUUCAAGUUAAAUGACUUUGAAUCAAGGUAUUAACUCAAGGAAACCUAGCUAAGGAAAGCAGUUGAAGUAUUCAGACACAAUACAGAAGUUGUUGGGAUCGUCCACCGCUAACACAGUGAUGACCUCACAGCAGCAUUCCCUCCCCAAUGCAAAUGUCAACCCUCCCCUCCUCAUCCCCCAGAACUCAUUAGCUCACCCGAGUAGGCCUCACAUUCAUCCAAACCAGCUGGACUCUACUCAGAGUAGUGCUGCCGGGCACCCUGCCUCCCACACAGGUCUGAUGGGCGGUGUGGGGUCCUCGUUGGUGGGGACCUCCAGCGGAGUUGCAGUGAAUAGGGGCACGUUGGCCUCCUGCACUAACUCUGCCUCCUCAAGGACGUCCUCGUCGGGACGCUUUGAACCCUGGCCCGAGGAGGCCGUAGACAAUGCUUACGGCUUGUACUCACUGCACCGCAUGUUCGACAUAGUGGGAGCCCAGCUCACGCACCGCGAUGUGCGAGUGCUCUCGUUCCUGUUCGUGGAUGUCAUUGACGAGUAUGAGCGCGGUGGCAUCAGGAGUGGCCGGGACUUCCUGCUGGCUCUGGAGCGCCAGGGGCGAUGUGAUGAGACCAACUUCAGACACGUCCUGCAGCUGCUUCGCAUCAUCACACGGCACGACCUGCUGCCCUACGUCACACUCAGGAAGAGACAGACCGUGUGCCCAGACCCAGUGGAUAAGUACCUGGAAGAGACGUCGGUGCGUUAUGUGUCCCCCAGAAGAGGAGGAGAGAGCAGGGAGGCUGCACCCCACAGAAGGACAGGUCCCCAGCCAGUGAUCUGCUGUUCUCCAUCGGGGACCCAGGUGGGCCCUUCCCGCACCAAGCCAGGCCCCCCAUUACCCAGCCGCAAAAGAAAGAGGGCCUACGCCAUAGGUGACUGCAGGGAAAAGCAAACCUGUGACAUCCGCCUACGAGUGCGUGCUGAGUACUGCCAGCAUGAAUCAGCGCUUCUGGGAAACGUUUUCUCCAAUAAGCAGGAGGCUCUGGAGAGGCAGUUUGAGAGGUUCAACCAGGCAAACACUAUCCUCAAGUCCCGGGACCUGGGCUCCAUCAUCUGCGACAUCAAGUUCUCGGAGCUCACCUACCUAGAUGCUUUUUGGCGGGACUACAUCAACGGCUCCCUGCUGGAGGCCCUGAAGGGUGUCUUCAUCACAGACUCACUCAAACAGGCAGUGGGCCAUGAAGCCAUCAAACUCCUGGUCAAUGUGGAUGAGGAGGACUAUCAGGCUGGCCGCCGCAAGCUGCUCCGGAAUCUGGUCACAGGAGUGGGGGCAGGGUCUGCAGCUGAAACCGCAGCCGCACUUGGAGGGAGCAGAGGGACUCCAUCCUAGAAACGCAUGCGUCUGCUGCUUUUAGCAGAGGGGGAACCCUUGUCCCGAAUAAGAGAACUUGACUUCAUGGUGAGGACAGGAGCAAGAAAAGUGAAAAGGCUGUUCUGUUUCAGGAAGAAGUGUGAGGGAGAAUGCUGGGUGCCCUGCCCUUUCAUCUAUGAAGGGAAUGUGAAAUAAAAGUGAUCCAAAGCAAGUGAGUCAGGAGAUGUGGAACACAGACCGAAGAGAAGUGCUUUGAAAGGUGAAGGGCUUUGUUCUUUCUGCUGGAGGGACAAUGCUAAUAUUUUCUAUUGUAACUUGUGAGUUGACUAUAAAAUCAGAUUUUACAUUUUCUUUUGGUUUCACACAUCUCUUUCCCAAAAAGUGUUCAUGAAAUGUCCCCUUGUAGACUAUUUCUUCACAUGGCUAUAAGCAGGCAAGUCACUGUUGGGACAUUUUGCAUUUUGUUUAUUGCCAGGCUAGGACCGAAUCCUUGUAAGCCAGAGACAUUACCAUCAUACAAUUAUUUGGUAGUAAAUAAGUCUGAAAUUUUCUCAAACUGCUGGUAUCUUGCUGUCAAAUGAACAAAUAUUGUGAACCAAAUCAACAAGAAUGAUUAACAAUAUUUGUUCAUUUGACAACAAGGUACCAGCAUUUUGAGAAGGGGAAAAAAAUAUUAACCUUACCGAGAGGUGUCAGAAGUGCUUGAAAAUUGUUGCAUCACAAACAUACAUUCAACAAAAUAUAGAAUGCAGUUAUAUAUAAAUAUUUUUUUUUAAACGGUAAGUCAUGUUGAAGUCAUCUUGCUCCCUAAAUACUGUAUCUGGGCAAUUCCACGGUAGCAGUAACACUGAGACGCCGAUGUUUCACUUUAAAAUGUAUGCCAAACAAAAAACCUAUGAUUGCAAAGUUAAACAAAGCAUACAACUCUAUGCACAAGAACUUGUUUAAAAAUUUCCGCAGAACAUUGCAUAUGCAAAGUUUGGUAACCGAAUUACAGCACAAAUUGUCAUUCUGUUACCAAACUUUGCAUCGGCACUGUUCUGUGUUUUUGUAACAUUUUCAGUUGGAAUUGUAAAAACUUUAAAAAAAACCUGAAAGUGUUGAAUAAAAAUGAAAUGGUUGAAGUGUUUCCAUUAUCCAUUUAGGCAAAUUGCACUUGACUAAAUUGGCGACAGCCUGUAUGCCCUCCCACCUAUCUGUUCCAUGUCUCAGGUAGACCAAGUUAUCUGGAUAGAAUGCAAUAGUUGACCAAUAUUUGCCGUAGUCUUUUUUAAAUAUUUAUAUAUUUUUGGGGGGUACAUUUUACCCCUUUUUCAUAAUAUCCAAUUGGUAGUUAGUCUUGUACCGUCGUUGCAACUCCCGUACGGACUUGGGAGAGGCGACGGUCCAGAGCCCUGCGUCCCCUGAAACAAAACCCUGCCAAGCCACACUGCUCGCUUAACCAGCCGCACCAGUGUGUUGGCGGAAACACAGUCCAGCUGGCGACCGCAGUCACCGUGCAAGCGCCUGGCCCGCCACAAGGAGUCGCUAGAGCGCGAUGGGACAAGGAUAUCCCGCCGGCCUAACCUGGACGACGCUGGGCCAAUUGUGUGCCGCCUCAUGGGUCUCCCGGUCGCCUGCGACACAGCCAGCGAUGCAGUGCUUUAGACCGCUGUGCCAAUCGGGAUGUCUUAUUUGCCAUAUUCUAAUCAUAAUCGUGCCAAUGUAUCGCCACGGUCCGUGCCAUGGUGACUCCUGUAGAUCUGUAAUAAUUGGAUGGUGAAACUUGCAUCCAGCCAACCAGAAAAGCAGGGCGAAGCAAUUCAGGGAAUUUUGAAAGUCAAAACAGUCCUUGUUCUGCAAAUAAACAUUUUUUAAAUUGAAAAAUAGAUUUAGCAAGCAGUAGGCAUUUACAAUGAAAUGUGGAGUGGAGCUUUUAUAGUUACGUGUAUUACAUGCCCGCAUACAUUAAAAAUUAUUUGCCCAUCCAUAAUUCAUUUGAAAAAGUUUCCCUAAUUUGUUGCAAUAAAUCAAGUUAGACGACAGAAAAAUCCACCCAUGUCAAACGGAUAAUAAUUCUCAUAUCUGCUGUUUCCAUUACACAUGGCACAUUCUUUUGAUGUGACAUUGCUUGGUCAAUGGAAACCUGCCUCGUGUCACUUACCGUACUGUGGAAUUGCCCGUCUACUCUCACGUAUAUAAAAAAAAAAAAGUUAAAUUGUAUUCACCCAUGGCUCAGAUUUCUUACUGAUUUUGUAUGUCAAAAUUUGCAUUUAAUUUGAAAAAAUGCUACAUUUAUUCUUUAAGCAAUUGUUUUGUUAUCGUUAUAUUUGUGAGAGAUACAACCUCUCUGUCUCUUCUAAAUCCACAUGAAAUCAAUCAUCUGUUUACUAUACCUUUUUUGAUGUCAAUGUAAAUUAUCAUAGAGAAGCAGGUUGGCAUUUAUUGUCAUGAGUCUUUCACCAGGAGGCAGCGAUUCUGCAGAGGUCACUAUAGCUGGCACAGCCACAAAGUCAUAAGAUCUGAUUUUAAACCUAACCUUAACCACACUGGUAACCCUAAUGCCUAACCUUAAAUUAAGCCCAAAAAGCAAAUAUUUGUUUUCAUGAAUUUUUCAAUAUAGCCAAUUUUGACUUUGCAGUUGGCCCAUCUAGUGGAAUUUACUCUGACAUUAUUUGCUCUGACGUUAUUUUGGAAUUUGAAAUGGAAAAAAUGCUAAUUUAGAUAAUGAAAUGCAUAAAUCAAACUUUCAGAAAAAGAAAGACAAACGUUUUGAGUUUAUCAAUAUUGAUUCAGUACUAUCUUUGAUCUGCUUUCCAAGUCAUCUCAAAUUUUACUACAAUUGCUCAUUUUGUUUCGUGCAAAUGUUCAAGACCAAAAUAAUUGGUGAUUUAUUUUGGACCAAAUUUUCAGGGCAUGUCUGCGUUAAGGAUUAUAUUAUGUUUGGCUGGCAUAGAUUAAUCUUUGUCCACAGUUCAAUAGCCUACAAUCAGACACAAUUUAGCAUGGUUAAGUGCUACCCCAGUUAAGAGCCUCCGAUACUUACUUUAGGAAGUUAACAUUGAGCAAAGACUGCCAUUUGAAUAUUUAAUGCAGUUCCCCUCAUUUUGUAAUUUAUUGGUAAAUGAAUGUUAUAGCCUACAAGAUGAGCAUUUUUCACACUUUUGCAGAGCAGCCAUUACAUUUUUUAUGGAAGAUGAAACCGCUUUCAAAAAUCACUCUUGAUAAUAAACUCUAGUUAAUAAAAUGAUCAGUGACAUUCCCCUUUACAUGGUCAUUUAAUAAAAUAGCUAGUCCUAAUUGGUGCUAAAAUCUUAUCUUGGUACAUAAAAGGUUCUGUCUGGUAGUUUGAAGUAAGAAUGCCAGAAAUUAGGAUUGUUUAGCAAUUUGACACAUGCCAUCUUUUAUUUUAGUAUCAGUUUUACUGCUACCUUUUCUUGCUAACCCAAUUAUCUUUAGAUAGAUAGUUGUAUAAAAAAAAGUCCCCUCGGCCAACUGAAGUUAUUGAGGAGUUUCCCAUACCAACCCUUGGGCACAUGUCAGAAAAGGACACACCACACUUUAAAGCCACUGUUACGAUGGGAUAUGUUUUUCUAAUGGAAUAUAGCAAAGUUGCAAACUGGUAUCUAUUGUACACAGUGUACAAAACAUUAGGAACACCUUUCUUAUAUUGAGUUGCACCCCCUUUUGCCCUCAGAAGAGUCACAAUUCGUCGGGCAUGGACUCUACAAGGUGUCAAGUAUUCCACAGGAAUACUGGCCCAUGUUGACCCCAAUGCUUCCCACAGUUGUGUCAAAUUGGCUGGAUGUCCUUUGGGUGGUGGACCAUUGUUGAUACACACGGAAAACUGUUGUGUGAAAAACCAGCAGCAUUGCAGUUCUUGGCACCUACUGCCAUACCUCAUUCAAAGGCACUUAAAUAUUUUGUCUUGCCCAUUCACACUCUGAAUGACACAUACACAUUCUAUGUCUCAAUUAUUUCAAGGCUUAAAAAUCCUUCUUUACUCCGUCUCCUCCCCUUCAUCUACACUGAUUGAAGUGGAUUUAACAGGUGGGAUCAUAGUUUUCACUGGUAUUCACCUGGUCAGUAUGUCAUGGAUGGAGCAGGUGUUCCUAAUUUUUUUGUGCACUCAGUAUAUAGGUUCUAUAUUCGUUUUUAAAUAUCUGACUUAAGAUAGAUUGCAUGUCUGAUCAUGAUCCCAGAAACUUGAGACAACUUUUGUAACCUGUAGAUAAUUCAUUAGGUUAUAUUUAAUUUGCUUUGCAAUUUUUUUACUGCAUUUUUCUUGCGUAGUGCAAGCAAAUGGGACUGUUCAUGAAUUGGAGAGAUGUGUAUUGUCAACACCAUACAGCUGAUUGGCACUUUAUUUUUUAACUGUUUAAAAUAUUUAGCUGUACCACACAAACAUUAGUCAAAUCCACCACUCAGAAAUCUAGGACAUAAAAGCAAAAAAUGCAUCACAUUGCUGUCGACCAUUUUAUUUUGUAAUUAUUUUGUGUUGACCAAGAAAGAGAUUGUGGUAUUAUGUGAAUAUGAACAUGGUUAUAGGUGAUGGGUACAUUUUAAUGUCUGUAAAAAAAAAUAAAGUUCUUUAAAAAUC